AUGGUGAUAUAUAUUUCAGGUACUUCAGCUGUGGUAGAUGGCACUGCAGCUGGUGAUGACAGCACUGCAACCUGUCACAAUAGCACUGCAGCUGGUGGAGACUGCACUGCAGCUGGUGAUGAUGGCACUGCAGCUAGUGGCAAUUGUACUGCAGCUGGUGAGGAUGUUACUACAGCUGGUGGCAACAACACUGAAGCUGGUGGAGAUAGCACUGCAGCUGGUGGCGAUUUUACGGCAGCUGGUGUUGACAACACUGCAGCUGGUGUUGAUAGUACUGCAGCUGGUGGUGAGGGCACUGCAACUGGUAGUGAUGGCCGAGUAUCUUGUGAUUUUGUAUGA
Orbicella faveolata is the source of this 339-nucleotide messenger RNA. RefSeq lists its product as uncharacterized. The record is from RefSeq and is a predicted model, not a curated record. NCBI's taxonomy places the organism in Eukaryota, Metazoa, Cnidaria, Anthozoa, Scleractinia, Merulinidae.